Molecule: messenger RNA, 3518 nt
Organism: Gadus macrocephalus (Pacific cod)
Lineage: Eukaryota; Metazoa; Chordata; Actinopteri; Gadiformes; Gadidae
Product: poly(rC)-binding protein 3-like
Exons: 6
Coding region: 804-1148 (114 amino acids)
Biological process (GO): negative regulation of mRNA splicing, via spliceosome
Cellular component (GO): nucleus; cytoplasm
Molecular function (GO): mRNA binding
Source: RefSeq, a predicted model, not a curated record
GAGCUAAGGCGUUGUGCUAGAUACAGAGCAUGACCUUCGGUUAAGAGGGGUGGAAUAAAAGCUUGAGUUAAUGCCCUUCCUGAGUGCGCUCACUACCACGCAAACCAAAAAGGAAAUCUAUUGAGUGUGAGCUAUGUGCUUGCGAGAGGAAAGCUCUCUAAUAAGAAGGAACGUGACGUCGUAAGUCAGGUCGAGGAGGAGGCUGACGGCGGCCAUUUGUCAUCCUCGAAUCCUCAGCGAGAACAAAAAUAAACAAAUGACAUGAAAUGAUACAACAUGCGAUGACUUAUUCUUAAGGGAACUUUUAAAGUUGUAACAGGAGAAUGUAUGGCAGCCUUAAUGACAUAUUUACCCGACCAUAGGGUCCUAAGUAUGUGAGGCAAGGCAGCCACUGGUCCCACCCUUAACUAUUAACCCUGAACAUGACCACAGUGUCAGCAUGCCUCCAUAACCAACAGGGCCACUGUGGAUCAGCUCCCCGUCCACUAGCCCCUAAACUGCAGGCCUCUCAGGUUUAUUAUCGGCUCGUUUCGGUGGUGCUGCUCAAGCUGGACGUAACAAGCUGGGAGAGAAAUGGAGGGUUUGGAUUUAACAAGCAGAUGGUGUGCUGCUGACUGCUGCGUGAAAAGGGGAACGCUGGUGUAUUUCUGAGAUCGAACUAAAGAUUUUCACACAUCAGUAAGCUAAGCGGCGGGCGUCUGGACGGAUCUCAGGCCAAAAGAAAAAAGUGACGACCCGACCUUCAACCAAGCGUGAAAACACCACCCCCUCACCCCCACACCCCUGAAGGACUCGGCGAGCGAAUGAGCCCUGUACAUGCGUCUCCCUGCCAACCGUCCCACACCGAGAUGAACUGUGAGCAGGACUUUGGGGAGGAGGGCCUUGGGGUCACGCUGACGCUCAGACUGCUCAUGCAUGGAAAGGAGGUGGGCAGCAUCAUCGGAAAGAAAGGGGAGACUGUGAAAAGAAUACGAGAGGAGAGUACGGCCCGGGUCAACAUCUCAGAGGGCUCGUGUCCCGAGAGGAUCAUCACCAUCACGGGCUCCACCGACAGCGUCUUCAGGGCCUUCACCAUGAUCACUUUCAAACUGGAGGAGGUGAUUACUGUUAUUAUUAUGGGAUGGAUUCAACCUUCAGCUCCCCUCUAGUAUGUAUUUUAUAUGUAUCAAUCAUGAGGGCAGAGUGGGUGUGCUCGCGGGGUUAGGGGGCCGUCCCAACACAGGGAUGGCUUUGGCCCAUGUUCGGUCGGAUGGUUUAUUACUUCAUUAUGUGUUUUUACUUCAUUCGGUGAUCGGAUUCCGGGAGAAAAAGACAGAAGUUUGUCGAACGCAUCUCGCCAGGUAGUGGAGGUGGGGCCCAGAGAAAGUGAUCAUCAGUGAUGGGAGCGAGGAGGGCUGUGCUCUCCUCUUUAUGGGAUCCCAUUUCCCUUCAUCCCAACGCCCCAUUACCACUAAUGUGCUUUUAUCCUCCCUGAUUGCCGUACUCCGGGGCGGAAGUAGAAAAUACCUUUCGCUGCGUAUGCAUUCCUUGAUGUGCUCUAUGAUGACACGGCGUAUGGAAGUGGAUGGAGUUGGGAGAUAUAUACGUUUUACCGGAGAUGUCGUAUAAUCACAUGCGAAUAACAUCAGACUCCGUCUGAAUGUGUGGUUUAGUGGUUACGCUGGAAGUCGCUGCAUCAGAUGAGGGAGGGGGGGGUUUAUAACGACAAAGCAGUUUAGAGAUGAAUUUGGAUCAGUGCUUGACUCUCCUUGCAGAAAGCAGCACAUUAUUAUAGGCUUUAAUGAUUAAAUCUGUUGAUGUUCUCCGUCUCCCAAUCCCGCGUUUUCCCUCUCAUACGCCGCGAUCCCCACAGUGAUUCCACAACCGCCACAAAUUAAAUAUGAAGAUGAAAGCAGGCGCCAUCGUCAGAGCGCCGUGGCAAAUGGCCGGGGUACGGGGAAGGAAAUACCCUUCCCCGUACCCUGUCUGUUUGGCGCUCCUUAAACACACGCAGGCCGGAGUGCCGAGAGGCCUUCAUUAAGAUCUCACAAAACGCUCACCACCCCCCAGCCUCACCUUCCGUUGUAACUCUCGGGGUUGUCAUGGCAACAUGUCAGCGCACCAACUGCGCGUGGCGCUGCACGUAGCGAUGUAUGUCGGACAUCUUUAAUGAAGCAAGCGCUACCGCUGCCAUGUCCACUCUGGCCGUCGGUCCACUGCUUGUUGCACGCAAAGCAUCUUUUUUUUCUUCUCCUUUUUUCUCUCUGCACGCGAUAUAUUAUCACGGACCGGGGGGGCUUAGAGUGGCUGUCUCUGGGCUACUUUGGUGUACUUUGUUAUUUCACGUCUUGGCAAAUCGCUAUCAUUGAUUCAGGCAGCCCACCGUGAACUUAGUUAAUUGCGUCGUUGAGGCGGUUUGAAAAUUCAGCGUAAAAUAGGCCAAUAAUGCGCAGGUGUUGUGUUCUGGUAGCAAUUAAAAAGACCUGUACCAUGCCCCAUGUACACAGGUCUUAUCACACGCUCAACACAACAGACACUGAAGAUUUAGAGAAAGACCUUCCUUUCUGUUAUGGGUGCUUGCAUCACCUCAGGGUCCAAUUUCCCCAUAGAUUUGCUUUGCUUUUUUGUGUCUCUUUGUCUUGUGACAACGGCACGGGAAAGCCACACGGGAUAAGAUCCACGCUUGCUUAGAAGAGCCGCGUAUUUUGAGAUCAAAUCUUGCCAGAGUGUGCCCAGAGCACUGCGAUGCUCUGCGAGAUACAAUAAGACAAGGCAUACGAGACGCCUAAUCAGGCCCUCCACUAAAUAUAGACACUCAACAGAGAGCUACAUCAGAGGCUGCAUCAUAGACACGCUGCUUAGCAUUCAAAUGCCGAAACUUACUGGAGAGAUAUGUUUUCACCUACAUGUCAAAUUAAAUCCCGACCGGGGGGUAAGGGAAAAGAAAAACAAUGCACCGCACUCUUUGUCUGGGGUCUAUUCUCUAUUUUGGCACGCUGUUCUCAAUGAUCUCAGUCACAUUGCUUUUAAAAAGCGUGCGCCUAGCUUUUGGUCCUGUGCUCAUAUUCAGGCCACGGAGGUGCUCUCUCUGCCCUGACGGGCGGAGAGAAAGUGAGAUGAAUUUGCACUUCAAAGGAUGUGUCACGCACCGUGUUGAUUCAUUAAGAGUUCAGACUCCGCCCAUGGCGCAGGCUAGAGGGCUCCGCACCACCUGCAAAGUCAGAAUCCAACACACACGCGGUCGGGUGAGAACCUGGUGACCUCAUUCACAGCCGCGUGCCCGCCUGUGUCCCCUUGUAUCCAGAGGACUGUUCACUGGAAACCGCUCACAAUGGCCAGGUUUUCAGAUCUUUUUCGGGGAUGGCAAUAUAUUAUGCAAUAAAAGGAAUAGUGACUAUUUGUAAAUUAACUGGACCACAGAUCAAGCAGAAAUAACUAGGUUUAUUGUUUAAAUGUCUUAUUUAAAAACAUUAAUAACAACGUAUCGAACGGAUUUUAAAAAUUCAUAAGGUCCCUGGAUGUCGAUGCUCGUUCAACGA